Molecule: messenger RNA, 423 nt
Organism: Symbiodinium natans
Lineage: Eukaryota; Dinophyceae; Suessiales; Symbiodiniaceae
Source: the annotation of a GenBank genome assembly
AUGAAUGAAAAUUUACCUUGCACUCGCAUUCUAGAUAGGGCAUGCCGGAGUUUGAAGUGGGACAAAGGCCUAGACUCUGUCAUUUUUUGGGUUUGCAGCGAACUUGCAAUGCCUGAGUGCGAAGGUCCCCCGUUAAUAUUCUUUUACGAAAUCUUUCUGUCAGAGAGGAUUCGCGAUUUUCCUCCUUCCUCAAAGGUCUUACUGUCUUACCUUUGUGCCGCCUCAGCCAUCCACUUCUGCAACCUCGUCGGCCAGAACUCCUGGCUGGUCCAGGCGAGGUUCCGCUCUUCCUGUCGGGCUGUGGGCUGUGAGGAGGAGUUCGAUGUUCCAAGUCUGAAUGUCGCCCAGGCCCCUACAUUCGCCCAAUUCCGCCCAAUCCCCUUCGACGCAUCAGCCCUUGGAGGAAAGUCGCCCAUCGGCUAG